ACAUGCACCGCGGGCUGGAGCGGAUCCCGGGACUACAACUCCCGGCAUGCAGCGAGGCCGGCGCAUGCGCUGAGCGGGGCUCAGGAAGUCGGCUGCCCCUGGGCCGGCGCCGGCAUGAACCUGGAGCGGGUCCCCAACGAGGAGAAGCUCAACCUGUGCCGGAAAUAUUACCUGGGUGGCUUUGCCCUUCUGCCUUUCCUCUGGCUGGUCAACGUGCUGUGGUUCUGCCGCGAGGCCUUCCUGGCACCUGCCUACACCGAGCAGCCGCAAAUCAAGAGUUACGUCCAGCGUUCAGCUGUGGGGCUGCUGUUCUGGGUGGUCGUGCUGACCACAUGGGUCACCAUCUUCCAGACGCACCGGGCCCGGUGGGGCGAGCUGGGCGACUACCUGUCCUUCACCAUUCCGCUGGGUAUCCCCUGAUGGUGCCCCACUCAGAGGGCAUCCAGGGGGCGCCCUCCAGCUGGGACCAGCGGGGCUCACGUUCCUGCCCCUCCUGCCAGAGCUGCUGUUCCUGGCUGGGGAUGCCGGUCCUCCACGUGCCCGGUUCUGCCCCGUGAUCCCAGCUGGGCUCCAAGAGAAUCAAUAAAGCUGAGGCCCGUUUCCCACUG
This is a messenger RNA of Gopherus evgoodei (Goodes thornscrub tortoise), 608 nucleotides long. It is a transcript of the gene PSENEN, whose product is annotated as presenilin enhancer, gamma-secretase subunit. The transcript has 4 exons. Bases 115 to 420 code for a protein of 101 amino acids. Gene Ontology annotation, biological process: Notch receptor processing. The record is from RefSeq and is a predicted model, not a curated record. Lineage: Eukaryota; Metazoa; Chordata; Testudines; Testudinidae. Gene Ontology annotation, cellular component: gamma-secretase complex.